This is a messenger RNA of Lolium rigidum, 535 nucleotides long. Its product is annotated as 40S ribosomal protein S28. Gene Ontology annotation, molecular function: structural constituent of ribosome. Lineage: Eukaryota; Viridiplantae; Streptophyta; Magnoliopsida; Poales; Poaceae. Gene Ontology annotation, cellular component: cytosolic small ribosomal subunit; ribosome. The record is from RefSeq and is a predicted model, not a curated record. The transcript is spliced from 2 exons. Bases 110 to 307 code for a protein of 65 amino acids. Gene Ontology annotation, biological process: ribosomal small subunit assembly; translation; maturation of SSU-rRNA.
CUGGAGAAGCGCUAGGGUUUUAACCCCUCUUCUUUCUGCCCUCCUAGCGCCGCCGCCUCCGUCGUCGUAGCAGAAGCAGCGACUCCCAUCGCCAGCAGCUGAAGAAAACAUGGACACUCAGGUCAAGCUUGCGGUUGUGGUCAAGGUGAUGGGCCGCACCGGCUCCAGGGGUCAGGUGACCCAGGUCAGGGUGAAGUUCUUGGAUGACCAGAACCGUCUCAUCAUGAGGAACGUCAAGGGCCCUGUCCGUGAGGGCGACAUCCUCACCCUCCUCGAGUCUGAGCGUGAGGCCAGGAGGCUGCGCUGAGCGCUUGUUUUCCCUGUCUCCCGAAGUAAAAUGCUGUUGCCUUCUUACUGUACUGCGUUUGAAUCAAGUUCUUGAACACUGGUUACAGCUUUCGCGUAGGCUAUGGAGGUGUAAUGAGUACUUCACUGGUUGCAGUUUUGUUAUGUUGCCUAAAUUAAAUCGCACUGUUGUUUGAGACCUGAUCAUGCUGUCACCUCUUGGUAAUGUGAAUUGAUUGGAUAACUGCUA